AUGGUAACCAAGGGCACAGUGCUAAGGCAUUGUAUUUUCCAAAAUGACAUUAAAGUAGACAAGGCCAAAGUGGAAGUUAUUGAGAAGCUACAUCCUCCCACUAAUGUGAAGGAAGUAAGGAGUUUUCUAAGACAUGCGGGCUUUUAUCAAAGAUUCAUCAAGGACUUUUCUCAAAUUGCUAUAUCUUUUUGUUCACUUUUGGAGAAAAAUAAGAAGUUCGUUGUGGAUGUUAAAGUCCUUAAGUCCUUUGAGAACAUCAAAUCAAAGCUGGUAAAUGAUCAAAUUAUCUUAGCACCAGAAUGGAGUUUACCUUUCGAAUUAAUGUGUGAUGCUAGAGACCAUGUUGUAGGAGCAGUUCUAGGGAAGCGAAUGGAGAAAAUAUUCCAUGAUAUUCAUUAUACUAGCCGAACCUUGAAUUAUGCUCGGGUCAAUUACACCACAACCAAAAAAGAGUUGUUUCAUGUGGUGUUUGGUUUUGAUAAAUUUUACCCACACGUGGUUGGAACCAAGAAGUUCGUGAUAAAAGGGGUCAAAAACCAAGUGGCAUAUUACUUGUCUCGCUUCGAAUUCGGAAGUGAGGAUGGAAACAAACUUGUGAUUCUGGAUGUUUUCCCUGAUGAGAGAUUGCUGGCCAUCGAUGCUUUACCAUGGUAUGUGGACUUUGUGAACUAUUUAGCUAUUAGUAUGCUGCCACCAGAUAUUAAUCAUCAAGACUAUGUGUCUAAGUGGGUUGAAGCUAUAGCAUUACCUUCAAGUGAUGCUAAAGCAGUUCUACGACUCCUACACAAGCAUAUUUUUACCCUCUUUGGAACACCAAGAGCUUUUAUUAGUGAUGAGGAUUCCCAGUUUGUUGGAAGGCAACUAGACAAGAAAUAUUAUGGCAAUGCUAAGCCACUCCCUUUAGAAUCAGUCAUAAUUGCACGCUGCACAGGUGCAAUAUUGGCAAUAUGCCUAGGCCAGAGAUGUAGCGGUGAAGAAGCUGUCAGCAAAGAUGUUCAAGGAUGGCAAGCUGCAAAGAUAGAUGAUGGGGAGCAUACAAUAGAGACCGAGGCUAGAACUGAUGAAGUGGAAGAAGAAGAAAGAACUGAGAAAGAGGAGGAAGUGGAAGUGGCUGAUUCGGCUGCAUCAACAAUUAUAUAG
This is a messenger RNA of Hibiscus syriacus, 1140 nucleotides long. RefSeq lists its product as uncharacterized. Gene Ontology annotation, molecular function: nucleic acid binding. Lineage: Eukaryota; Viridiplantae; Streptophyta; Magnoliopsida; Malvales; Malvaceae. The transcript has 5 exons. The record is from RefSeq and is a predicted model, not a curated record. The coding region runs from base 1 to 1140 and encodes 379 amino acids.